ACGUCUUCCUGCAGUAACACCACCUGCCAUACAAACCAGCAACCUUCCCAGCAGGGUGUCAGAGAGGUUAAAAAAGAGGAGGGGGAAUACCUGAUAUCUGAGGGUGAAGGGACUGCGAAUGAGAGCCCCCCCAAGAAGGUCAAGGGUGCAGCGGUUCAGGAUGUGACUGAGGUGGAGCUGAUUGGUUCUCUUCUGUUAGUUACUGGUGGGCGGAGCAAACAGUGUGCGAAACCUCCAAACCCAGCAAGGAGAAUGAAUGAAUCUCACCCCAAGGAGUAUGUCAGACAACUGAGGGCUGGAACUGUCAACACAAACCAGGAUUCCCCAACUUCUGCUGGCCCCAGUGCCGCUCAGCCCAGUAAAGACACACUCAGUACCUUGGCAGAAGCCAAUACAGACACACUGACAGCACAGCAGGUUCCCAGGGUAAGAAGACUUUCAAUAUAAACAGAGACUGUAAAAUUCACAGGCAGACUCGCACAAAGAAGUCCCAUCGGUGUUCUGAGUGUGGGAAGAGCUUCAGUCAUUUAGGAAACCUAAAGACUCACCAACGGAUUCACACAGGAGAGAGGCCCUACCAGUGCUUCCAGUGUGGGAAGAGCUUCAGACAUUUAAGUCAAAUGAAGACACACCAGUGGAUUCACACAGGGGAGAGACCCUACCAGUGCACCCAGUGUGGGAAGAGCUUCACAGUGUUAGGAAUCCUAAAGAGCCACCAGCGUAUUCACACAGGAGAGAGGCCCUACCAGUGCUCCCAGUGUGAGAAGAGCUUCAGAUAUUUAAGUCACCUGAAGAGACACCAGCGAAUUCACACAGGAGAGAGGCCCUACCAGUGCUCCCAGUGUGAGAAGAGCUUCAGAUAUUUAAGUCACCUGAAGAGACACCAGCGAAUUCACACAGGAGAGAGGCCUUACCAGUGCUCCCAGUGUGGGAAGAGCUUCAGUUAUUUAAAUCCGCUGAAGAGCCACCAGCGUAUUCACACAGGAGAGAGGCCCUACCAGUGCUCCCAGUGUAAGAAGAGCUUCCGUAUUUUAGGAAAACUAAAGACACACCAGCGGAUUCACACAGGGGAGAAGCCCUACCAGUGCACCCAGUGUGGGAAGAGCUGCAGGCUGUUAAGUCACCUGCAGACACACCAGCGGAUUCACACAGGAGAGAGGCCCUACCAGUGCUCCCAGUGUGAGAAGAGCUUCAGUCAUUUAAAUCUCCUGAAGAGACACCAGCGGAUUCACACAGGAGAGAGGCCCUACCAGUGCUCCCAGUGUGAGAAGAGCUUCAGUCAUUUAAAUCACCUGAAGAUACACCAGCGGAUUCACACAGGAGAGAGGCCCUACAAGUGCUCCCAGUGUGGGAAGAGCUUUAAUCAGUCAGGAACCCUAAAGACACACCAACGGAGUCACACAGGGGAGAGGCCCUACCAGUGCUCCCAGUGUGAGAAGAGCUUCAGCCGUUUAGGAAACCUAAAAAGACACCAGCAGAUUCACACAGGAGAGAGGCCCUACCAGUGCUCCCAGUGAUUAGGAUACAUUGAGACGCACCACCAGACCCAUACAGUUCAGUCAGUCCAUUAAAUGUUUGUUCUUGAUUUUUUCUAAAUUGUAUUUCUGAAAUACCUUUAUGUUGGGUCCCCCUCAUUAGUCGUGUUGAUGUUUAGGAUUUGUUUGACAAAGAUUCAGAGGCACUGUUUUUUGAUUGUUAGAAUAUAUUGUGAAGGUAGUCUUUGACUGCAAAGCAGUUUUAUAAACUGUGAAAUUGCACGGUUGUGUAUUUUACAGAAGAUGAUUCGGGUUACGUGAAAUAAAAUUCAGAAUUUCUGUAAAUUUUUCUGUUUGAAAUAGCUCCCUGUUCGUAAGUCUAGAUAUGAUGACAGCUGAGCUAGGGCGUGGCCUCUGCUGUUUAAUGUCUCCACCUACUGAGACAUGUAUAGGCAAUGGGUUGUAUUAGGUUGCAUGUGUAAUACGUCACGAUUUGUGUGUAGGGGCCAUUUUACCAGGGAAUGUCGGAGAUGUCCGUCAAACAGAUGCAUGAAGUUCUGUAUUUCUUUUCAAUGUUAAAGAAAGUUUCAUAUAAACUAAAUGUAUUGCGAGGGCUCAGGACUAUGAAAAGCUGUAUUUUGUUCAGGCAAAUUGGACUGAGGCAUUUCUUCAUAUCGUUUGAAGGAAGUAAUCUACCAUACAGUUAGCCAUAAAAUCUAAAUGCAGGUGCAAUGAGGCACCAUAACGCUAUCUUAAAUUAUAAUACAUGAAUUGCCAGCUUUGUGUUACAGUAGGAUGCCAGACAUAAACUCAAAAAGAAACGUUGUAUUUAUUGAGUGUAUAUCUAAACGGGACCAGCGACUGCGACACAUGAUUUGCAACCUCAAGUUCAUCAGUCGGUUCUCCCUUUUACAUGAGCUCAGUGGCUAUGAAAACUCCCACGAUUAGAUGAUAGAAAUGUACUUUGUCCUUAGGAACAAAACUAGCUAGUCUGAGUUAUCAUUAAUGAAGCCUUCUAUAUAUGACAAACCACAAGAUGCCACUGCCUGAGCAUGUCUGUUACAAUUAAUUUAGAAUGACCUUGGGAGGCUAGCGAGUUAAUUUGGUGUUAGUGGAAAAUGACAGAAUUGGUAGCCUUCCUGCACAUUAAUUGAUUGUGAACAUAUGAAAUAUUUCAUUUUAAUUAGGGAAGUGCACUUAUAAUCGAAAUGUUGCUGGUCCAAAUCCCUGACUAGCAAGGUACCACCCCCAAGCACUGCUCCCUGGGUGCUGAAUUAGCUGCCCCCUGCUAUGUCUUGGUGUCACAUGUAGGUUAAAUGCAGAGGUUACAUUUCGUGGUUGUGCACUGUGUGUUGUGCUGUGGUGUGUCAGCACUGAUCGCCAAAUUACAAAAUUAUUCUGAGUUGCAAACAUUCAUAAACUUUUUGCUGUAAA
Messenger RNA from Brienomyrus brachyistius, 2909 nucleotides. RefSeq names its product zinc finger protein 135-like. Gene Ontology annotation, biological process: regulation of transcription by RNA polymerase II. The record is from RefSeq and is a predicted model, not a curated record. NCBI's taxonomy places the organism in Eukaryota, Metazoa, Chordata, Actinopteri, Osteoglossiformes, Mormyridae. Gene Ontology annotation, molecular function: DNA-binding transcription factor activity, RNA polymerase II-specific; RNA polymerase II cis-regulatory region sequence-specific DNA binding. The transcript is spliced from 3 exons. The coding region runs from base 621 to 1517 and encodes 298 amino acids.